GGAUGUUCAUUGAUUAUUAAAAGAACACAAAUGGAGCUAAAAUCCUACUACCUUCCAACCUGCAUGAAGAAACACUAUUGAUGAAAAGCUUUUAUUAAAGAGAUCCAAGUACCAUAAUGGUGAAAAGAUUCCUACAUGUUAAGGCAUACAGGAACCGCAAAUUCUCUCAUUUGCAAUGCAUAUAGUGUCCUGCAAAAAAUUUAAGAAAUUUACUAUUUCUACUGUUACAUUUCACUCAAUUUUAAAUCUAAUUUAUUUGACUUCUAAAGAAUUUUAAUUUCCUAUACAAAAGUGUGCAUCUUUUUCCAUUCCAAUCAAAAUGCUUACUGUGAACUUAGUUGAAAACAACCAAAAGUCUAAUUUUUUUUGCAUUACCACCAAACUGUGAGUGCUACUAUCUUUUCUGCAGAUAUUUUAACCAUGGAAGCUUAUUCUGCCUCAAUAUCACCUGUUAUAUGUAACAGCACAACUUUUAACCUAAAUGGAUCACAUUUGUGUAAUGAAAGCCUAUCUUCCAGAUUAGCUGAUAAAUCAGAACACCAACAAUAUGUCAUUGGUCUUUUCUUAUCAUGUCUUUACACAAUAUUUCUUUUUCCUAUUGGUUUUGUAGGAAACAUUCUGAUACUGGUUGUCAACAUAAGCUUUCGUGAAAAAAUGACUAUUCCAGACCUUUACUUCAUAAAUCUUGCAGUAGCUGAUCUCAUUUUAGUUGCCGAUUCUCUCAUUGAGGUUUUUAAUCUUGAUGAAAAGUAUUAUGAUAUCACUAUUAUUUGUACCUUUAUGUCUUUGUUCCUUCAGAUCAACAUGUAUAGCAGCAUUUUCUUUCUGACAUGGAUGAGUUUUGACAGAUACAUAGCACUGGCAAAAGUAAUGAGGUCCAACAUAUUUCGCACUAUGCAACACGCUAGAUUAAGCUGUGGUCUCAUAUGGAUGGCGUCUAUUUCUGCAGCACUAGUUCCAUUUACAGCUGUGCAUUUACAACACACCGGAGAGGUCUAUUUUUGUUUUGCAGAUGUAAAAGAAAUCCAGUGGCUAGAAAUAACCUUGGGGUUUAUUAUCCCCUUUGUGAUCAUCGGUCUUUGUUACUCAUUAAUUGUUCGAGUUCUUACAAAAGCACACAAGCACAGGAGUCUCCGGCUGCGGCGACAAAAGGCUCUUCGAAUGAUUUUUGUUGUUGUCUUGGUUUUCUUUAUCUGCUGGCUACCUGAAAAUGUCUUCAUUAGUGUUCAACUUCUUCAAAAGAAAAGCGAGUCUGCCUCUUCAAGCAGCCCAUCCUUCAGACAUGAUUAUCCUCUAACAGGACACAUUGUGAACCUAGCAGCUUUUUCUAAUAGCUGUUUGAACCCCUUAAUUUACAGUUUUCUAGGGGAAACCUUUAGAGACAAACUGCGACUGUAUAUUGAACAGAAAACAAAAAUGUCAACACUACAUCGCUUUUGUCAGGCUGCCUUAACGUCUGUCAUUCCUGACAGUAAUGAGCAAUCAGAAGUCUGAUUUAGUUGUGGUUGUAUGGAACACAUGAC
Opisthocomus hoazin is the source of this 1523-nucleotide messenger RNA. NCBI's taxonomy places the organism in Eukaryota, Metazoa, Chordata, Aves, Opisthocomiformes, Opisthocomidae. The record is from RefSeq and is a predicted model, not a curated record.